UACUCAUAAAUCAUAAUACAGAUACAGAUACAGUUCAUCACACGUUCAAAAAAAUCAUAUUUCACUCAUAGAUAGAUGUUCAGUUCAACUACGUACAUUUUACAUUUCCAGCAACCUUUUUUUUAGACACAUUCUGAUACUGAGACUAUACACCUCUGUUCUCUCUCUCUCUCUUUGCUACUAUGGACUCAAAAGCUCGUCUUGAUUAUGCUCUCUUCCAACUCACUCCAACUAGAACCAGAUGUGAUCUGGUGGUAUUUUCUGGUGGCAUUUCUGAGAAACUAGCUUCUGGGUUAUUUGAACCUUUCAUUUCUCACCUCAAAUCUGCAAAAGAUGAGAUUUUCAAGGGUGGGUAUUCAAUUAAGCUUCGUCCGCCCAACCAUGGUGCACCCUGGUUCACCAAAGCUACAUUUCAGAGAUUUGUGCGCUUUGUUAGCACGCCAGCAGUUCUUGAGAGGUUUGUCAGCAUAGAAAAAGAGAUCUUGCAGAUUGAGAGUUCAGUUCAAGUUAAUGAAUCCAACAUCAUCCGUGCAUCUAGGCAAUCAGUGGAAGGAAGUUUUUCAGCUGCUAAUGGUAGCACAAAGAAGUCAGCUGAUUCAUCUAAGAUAAAAUGUGAACUAGGAGGCAUGGAUGAUGGUGCAAAAGAAGAAAACUCCAAGGUUCACCUCCAACGUCUUUUGGAUACCCGGAAAACGUUGCUCCGGAAAGAACAGGCAAUGGCUUAUGCACGUGGUAUUGUUGCUGGAUUUGAAAUGGACAAUGUAGAUGACCUCAUUUCCUUUGCAGAUGCCUUUGGAGCUUUGCGUUUAAGGGAAGCAUGCGUUAAUUUCAAAGAAUUAUGCAAGAAAAAGCAUGCGGAUGGUCUUUGGAUGGAGGAAUUAGCAGCCAUGAAGGCAUGCUCCCCAUCAGAACUUUCAUUUAUGGGAACAUCCGCAAUUGUACUUACAAAUGAAAUAAGUGCCCAUUAUCAGAGAACCACCUCAGAUUCAUCUAAAGAUGAUGCCUCUACCUGUAAUCUUUUGGCAAAUGGGUUUAUGGAUACACCAAAAUCUCGCUCGUCUACAAGUCAUGCAUGUUUAGACAGCAAAAGAGAUAAUAACGCAUCAGAUCAGACACCAUCAACUACGGCGAAAGUUCAAUUUCCUAUGCCAUGGCAAAACCAGAUUCCUCAGUAUAUGUACAACUUUCAAAUCCCUAUCCAACAAAUACCUCCGUAUCAAAGACAUCCUUUCCCUCUUAUCCAGUCUGUUCCUCCUCACUAUCCAAAGAAUAUGCAAUGGCCUCCUAAUAUGGAUAAAUCUAGUAAUGGUCUAGUUCGACAACCCAAUUACAGGAAUAAUAAGACAACUUCAGCAGGGAGGAAACCCAAUAAAAACGAACCUGAAUAUUCAGGAGACGGAGGUACAGAAUCCAGUGACUCUGAUUCUGGGAGUUAUUCACAUUUAUACUUACAGCGAGACAGACAACAUUCUUCAAGGGAGCAUCCAAAAAUAAAAACGCAUAGGAAGAAAUCCUCUAGAACAGUUGUCAUUCCUAAUAUCAACUAUAUCAGUCCUAAGGGGAGAGAUGGGAAGAAGGGCAGUGUCUCUGAUGAAUCUACUCCAGAUGAGGAGUUAAUUAAUGGAGAGAAUGGAGUUAGAUCACUAGAGAAGUUUCAUGAGCCUAACUCAUGUGAUUACAAGAAAAUAGGUUUAGAUAAGGGCGGCUACAAUUUGAACCAGACAAAUAAUUCUACCAACAAAGAUAAUGAGCUGAACAUUAGAGAAGUAGGGAAGCUUCAGCCCAUAAAUGUUCAGGAUGAACAUUUUAGACUCAGAAGCUCUGAAGGUGAAACUUCAUUCACAGCCAGACCUGCUGAGGGAAUGGAGUUGGAGAAAGCUCCAAAGAGACUGAUGGCUGCAGCCGAUUCCUUAGUUGUAACUGAGAGGAUGGGUGGAAAUGAUGCUAGAGCCGAGUUGGAAGACUUUGAAAAUGGAGAGAAUUCCCAACCUUUUAUGAAUAGGAGGGAUUGUGCAAAUGAGGAACUACUGUUUUCACAGAGAAUUGAAGAAUCAAGAACUUAUUUUGGGAAUACUUUAUCUACUUGUUCCGCUGAAUCGACUAUAAUUAAAAUUGGGAGAAUGGAAGAUUUGUUCACUGUCAAUCACUCUGGAAUGUCAGAAAACCAAGAUUUAAGCAUCAAGAAAACAUUCCUUGAUGGUGUUAGCAUUUUAUCAUUAGAGGGUGAUUUCUCUCACACUAAGAAAAGUAUAAUAGGGAAACCUAUUGAUGAUUCAUUCAUGAUAGAGACCCGACCAGCAGUUGAUCAUUAUGAUUCUCAGUGGAAAACAGACAUAAGCAUGGAGACUGAUAUAACUUUGUCUGCCUUCUCGGAAAAUGGCACUUCAGAUAUUUCACAUGUUAAGCAUGAAAUAUCUAAUACCAAUGAGCCAGAUGAUCUUUGUGUAGUGCUUGAACGAGAUUCUAGAUUGGAGUCUGCUGAGGUUUCUUGGACUAUGGACUAUGGAAUCAACAUCUCAUUUACAGAAGCUAAUAGAAGAGGUUCUGUUGUUGAAGCAAGUGAUCAUUUGGAUAAGGCCCUUCAUCCAAAUUGUAAAAGCUCCAAUUCCAAUAGCAAGGAAACAACUGAAAGUAAAAAUCCUGGUAAAGAAGCAAGGUCAAAAGCUUUGCGUGGAUCUCUUGGGAUGAGUAAAUCUGAGAUCGUGCCCAAGAGCAAGAAACCAUUUUCUGUGAGCAGGCUGAUUGUUCAAAAGAGCAAAUUGGAGAAGGAAGAAGAAAUUCGGAAGAAGAUGGAAGAACAGUUGAUUCAACGCCAAAAAAGAAUUGCUGAAAGAACUGCAGCCAGUGGUUUUUCUCCCUCAACAUCCAAGAAAGCUCCAUCCAAAAGUAAAGGAGUAAAAGGUUCCUUCAAGAGCGACAAGAACAACAUUCAUUCCACAACUCAUGAGACAAACAGAAUAGGUCCCAUCAAAGUCACGGCAAGUUAACAAAUGCAAGCUUGGACAUGAAUUUUGUUGUGGAGACGUAGAAACCCCUCUUAAAUAUGAUAAAGCCUUACUUGGUGCCUCUUUGAAAUUUGAACCAAUGGUAUAUAUUGUUGGACUACACCAUCAAUGUGAUGGAAAAGAGCUAAUUUACUAUUGAGAUGGACCAGCCAAGAAAACCAUUACCCAGCUGCAACAGGAUGCAAGGUUGCUUAUAUAUAUAUUUUUUGUUGUGCCUUACUCCCAAUGAUGAUACUAUUCUUAGUCUUAGUUCAUGAUAUUUGUAUAUUACAUACUAUUCUUUCCACUUAUUGUUGAUUCAACUGCUGCAGCCGAAUUUGGCUUGUACCUACUGGAUUCUUAAAACUUACAAUUUAUAUGUACAUGUUACUUCUUGUGUUAUAAAUAUACGUCACUUCUUCAAUUUUA
Quercus robur (English oak) is the source of this 3413-nucleotide messenger RNA. Its product is annotated as COP1-interacting protein 7. The coding region runs from base 183 to 2987 and encodes 934 amino acids. NCBI's taxonomy places the organism in Eukaryota, Viridiplantae, Streptophyta, Magnoliopsida, Fagales, Fagaceae. The record is from RefSeq and is a predicted model, not a curated record. The transcript has 9 exons.